Messenger RNA from Fusarium keratoplasticum, 561 nucleotides. RefSeq names its product PRELI/MSF1 domain-containing protein. Gene Ontology annotation, biological process: phospholipid transport. Gene Ontology annotation, molecular function: phosphatidic acid transfer activity. The record is from RefSeq and is a predicted model, not a curated record. The coding region runs from base 1 to 561 and encodes 186 amino acids. Gene Ontology annotation, cellular component: mitochondrial intermembrane space. NCBI's taxonomy places the organism in Eukaryota, Fungi, Ascomycota, Sordariomycetes, Hypocreales, Nectriaceae. The transcript has a single exon.
AUGAAGGUCUUUUCCAACUCGGUCACCUUCAACUACUCGUGGGAUGAGGUCUCCUCAGCCAACUGGCGAAAGUACGGGCCCUGGAACAACAAGUCGGAGCACGUCAUUGCUGUCGACACCCUCUCACGCGACGUCGACGCCGAGACGGGCAUCCUCCGCACUGAGCGCUUGAUCACCUGCAAGCAGUCAGUCCCUGACUGGAUCAAGACCAUUGUCGGCAGCACCGGUGACGAGAGCUUCGUCUACGAGGCCAGCUAUGUCGACCCCGUCAACCGCACCGUCACCAUGGUGAGCCAGAACCUGACGUGGAGCAACCUCGUCAACGUACAAGAGGAGGUCAUCUACAAGCCCCUGGGCGACCACCAGACCCAGUUCAUCCAGACGGCCAACAUCACCGCCCUGUGCGGUGGCUGGCAGCGCAUCAAGAACAGCAUCGAGGAUACCCUGGUGCACCGCUUCAAGGAGAACGCCGCCAAGGGCCGCGAGGGCUUUGAGCGCGUCCUCCUAAUGAGCCGAAAGGCCUUUGCUGAGGAGAAGGCGCGCCAAGGGCUGAUGCUGUAA